This is a messenger RNA of Phyllotreta striolata, 705 nucleotides long. NCBI's taxonomy places the organism in Eukaryota, Metazoa, Arthropoda, Insecta, Coleoptera, Chrysomelidae. The record is from the annotation of a GenBank genome assembly.
AUGGGACUAUUAUACGUUGUGUUCGCGCUGACAGUAGCAGGAGCCCACUCCUCGGACAGUUACAGCUACCCCUUGCCCCAGCAACCCCUCGAACUGGCCACCUCUCCGCUCGCCUCCCUAGCCGACAUCCAAGGCUACAACUACCCCCAACCCGCCCCCGCCGACACCAAAUCCGUCGAAACCCCCGUCCCGGCGCCCGCCCCUCAGCCGGCGCCCGCCCCCGGCUACCGCUACGACCAACCCCUCGCCCCCGAAGAGACCAACAAACACGUGUACGUCUACGUGGCCCCGCCGGAGCCGGAGGCGGCCGCCGCCCGCCAGGUGUUCGUCCCGCCGCCGCCCGUCAACCACAAGAUCAUCUUCAUCAAGGCGCCGGCGCAGCCGACGCUCAGGAGCCAGGUGAUAGCGCUGCCCAACCGGCAGGAGGAGAAGACGCUGGUCUACGUGCUGGUGAAGAAGCCCGAGGAGCAGCAGAUCGAGGUGCAGGCGCCGCCCCAGCGGCCCGCCGCCAAGCCGGAGGUGUACUUCAUCAAGUACGAUACGAAGAAGGAGCAGGAGGAGGGCGGCGCCGAGUCGCGCCCGCAGCCGCCGUCGCCGGUGUACGGGCCGUUGCCGGGGGUGGUGGACGCCAGGAGGAGCCUUCGGGACGUCCGAGUCGGCGCCGGCGCCGGUCGGGCCAGGCCUGCUGGGAUUUACUCUCGUUGA